This is a messenger RNA of Spodoptera littoralis (African cotton leafworm), 378 nucleotides long. NCBI's taxonomy places the organism in Eukaryota, Metazoa, Arthropoda, Insecta, Lepidoptera, Noctuidae. The record is from the annotation of a GenBank genome assembly.
AUGGAUGUUGAUCAUGAGUCGGAGGAUGAAAUACCACCUACACCAACUAUAAAUACUGUCAAAAUAACAUCAGGAAUCAUAAAUCCCAAAAAACGGAGGAAGAUUGUCGAUAAAACCUACACUGAUGAAGAUGGUUAUAUUCUUACCAAAAAAGAAGAAGUUUAUGAGAGUUGCUCUGAAAAUGAGGAAGAAGAAAUAAAAGAGAAUCAAAAAAUUGAGAAAAAUAAUACUUCGCCAGUAAAAACAACAAACACUGGACAAGUGAAACCAGUUAAAAAUGAGUCUACUAUAAAAAAAGAAACAAAAAGUAAGAAGAAAUUGUCACCACCAAAAAAAGGCAAACAAGCUACAAUAAACAGUUUUUUCAAAAAGGUCUGA